AUGGCUUCUGACAGUCCUUGGCCGGUCAAGAAGGUUGAGCUGUCGCCGCCUUCGCUGGCGUCUCUCGCCGAUGCCAUCGCUUCGGGCCUCUCCUCCAACUUUGCCGUGUCCUCAUGUACAGUGUCGACCCCUCCGGACUUGACUCAUGCGCCCUACCACCUUGCAGGACCGGGCCUGGGUGGAUCUCCCCGCAUCGUCGAGGUGGGCGGGCCGCCAAACCUCUCUCCCUCGCCCAACUUGACCAAGAGGUACGACCUCGCGGCCAUCGCGCGGCAAGCCGACAUGUCCCCUACCACGGGCUUCCUGCUCGGUGCCGGGGCCGGGCCCUUUGACGUGCUGGGGCAGAACGCGGAGCUCAUGCCUAACUAUGCGUACGGGGCCGCUGCCGGCCAGGGUGUCGGGGGGGUCGAGGUCGUCCGCAACCGCACGCACUAUGCGAAGAUCACGCCUGCGGACACGGUGUGCUGCGCGCCCAUCCCGCACGCGAACACGGGCUUCGCCUUCAUGUGCAACCUGUUCUGCUGCGACGGCGUGCCGGUCGAGUGCCUGCACGUCACGGCGCGGACACGUACUGGUCCGCUCAACUUCACCGCGACGAUCCAGCACGCCCUCCGGGCCGCGUUUGGGGACCAACAGCUCAUCUCACUUGGCGGCGUGUUCCUGAUCAAGAAGGGCACGGCCAAGCUGCACGUCAUGCCGGACUUCCCAGCCCAGCCGUUCACGUCGCGGGCCGACCUCGAACGGUGGCUGCGGUACUUUGAUAUGUCGUUUGGGGGCGAGGCCGACGAGCAGAAGGGCACGGGGCCCUUGGUGUGUCUGAGCGUGUUGCACUCGGGUCACGACGGGGGGCUGGGCCUGCGCAUGGAACACACGCAUUGCUUCACCGUGUCUGCUGGAGGAUUUGGUGCGGAUACCGAUGCAGAGACCACCAAGGGGGGUCACUACCACUACGACCUGGACGAGACGAGGGAUGAGAUCGAAUAUGAGGGCUGGUUCAAUGUGGCCGAGUGCGUGUAUCGGGUCGACCAGCCUGGGGGUUGA
This is a messenger RNA of Fonsecaea erecta, 1041 nucleotides long. RefSeq lists its product as hypothetical. Lineage: Eukaryota; Fungi; Ascomycota; Eurotiomycetes; Chaetothyriales; Herpotrichiellaceae. The transcript has a single exon. Bases 1 to 1041 code for a protein of 346 amino acids. The record is from RefSeq and is a predicted model, not a curated record. Gene Ontology annotation, molecular function: hydrolase activity, acting on ester bonds; zinc ion binding. Gene Ontology annotation, cellular component: nucleus.